AUGUUUUCUCCUUUCAAACCUCUCCCCGAAGCCUUCUGGCCAACUAUCAAAAAGGCCAUCGACAAAGGCACAAACACCAAUUCUAAAAAUGAGGCUAUCACUCCUCAAUGCCCCAUCUGCAUGGAAAAUCUCCCGGUGAAAUCAUUCCCUACCGAAGCUGAGAUUGACGCUGAGGUCUUGCUCUGUGGUCAUGUUCUCUGCCAGCCAUGCCGUAAACAAUAUGAACAAAGCAACCCGAGAACCGAACGGUGCCCUGUGUGCCGCACGCCUCUCUACUGCCGUCGAUGCGAAGCGAUCGCUAUCCCCAUCACCAUUCCCAAGAACGGCGAAGGUGAAGGAUCCCGUCUUCCUAUAAUUCUUCCUGAGGGCACUCAGAGGGACUUAUGUCCUGAUUGUUUAGCUACUGUUGAGUUUCACAAGAACGUUGAGAAAGGUGAGUGGCCCGCUAAUCUAGAUGAUCUGGAGCCUGGGUUUGUCAGCCUUUUCUACCAUAUAGUUGACGAUAUUGAGAAGAAUGGCGAUGUUGCUACGGAAGGGAGAGUCUCAGAGGCGAUUGCCGACACCGUCUUACAGGAGUUUACGAAUAUGAUGACAAGUCGUCGCUGUGUUACGCUUCAGCGUGGGAAUGCGUUUCGACAGACGAAUGGAUGGUACGCUGAGAACAACGAAGAUCAGGAAAACUCUCGUAUGGGGGUUAUUGAACGCCAUCACAGCCCGGAACCACUCGCCCGGCAGCUCGAGCGGGAGCCCGUUGACAUCCCUCCUGGUGUUCAAUUCCGUCCUGCUGAGAGAAUUGUUAGAGCUUCAUUACAGAAUGGACAAUUUAUUCCGAUAUUUCCCAGAACUGCAGCAACACACACUGAUAAUACCCGCCAGGACUCUGAAUUGCAACAGUCUCCAUUUCAACGGGUUGGCCUACCGGCCUAUAUGCAUCAGAAUCGGAAUCUUGCAAAUCCCGCGCAGCCUGGCAUGGCCAAUGGGCCAUUUGAUAUCCAGGAUAGCACUGCACGUCCAAGUGCAGCAACACAGACAUCUGAAGCAGCUCAAGAUCAUGAUAUGCAGGGAGGAAACAUGGAGGAACCGUUGGAUGUAGAAUUCUGGCAGGAUGUUGUAUCCCAGCAGAGGAGGAACACUAUUGCGGCGACAGCUGGAAUGGCUACACCAGCUGGACCGAACGAUGUACGUCCCAGUGUAACUACAAAUACAAGAGCAGCAAGAGCAGCUCGAGAUCGUGAUAUGCAUGGAGGAAACAUGCAGGGACCGUGGGCUGGUGCAAGAGCUGCAAUGCCUACACCACCUCGACGUCGUUUUGUACGUCCCAAUGCAGUAACACAGACAUCUAGGCCAGCUGGACCUGGUAGCUUGCAGGAAGCGAUGGAUUAUGCGGAUGCGCACGAUGCUCUGGGAGAUAGACGGGACUAUCUGGUGAGAGCUUCAACGACUAGACGGGAGACGGGAGAGUCGUCCAGUCCGGCAUUUGGUGCCUCACAGACCUUGAGCUCCAUGGUUUUGGAGGAUGGCGACGAGGAGAUGUUGUCAACUGAUCAGCCCGCUUCUGAGCGCUGA
This is a messenger RNA of Fusarium redolens, 1566 nucleotides long. RefSeq lists its product as uncharacterized. Lineage: Eukaryota; Fungi; Ascomycota; Sordariomycetes; Hypocreales; Nectriaceae. The coding region runs from base 1 to 1566 and encodes 521 amino acids. The transcript has a single exon. The record is from RefSeq and is a predicted model, not a curated record.